Molecule: messenger RNA, 627 nt
Organism: Octopus bimaculoides (California two-spot octopus)
Lineage: Eukaryota; Metazoa; Mollusca; Cephalopoda; Octopoda; Octopodidae
Source: RefSeq, a predicted model, not a curated record
AUGACUUUCGCUGAGAGAGGGAUCCUGGUGACAGUCUGCCUUGCAGUAAAUGCCAGCGGUUGUGCAACACCACCAAUGCUAGUGUUCCCUGGAGUCCACUUCUGUGAAUACUUCAUUGUUAAUGGGCGAAUAGGUUGUUGUGGAUCAGCAAAUUCAAGUGAAUGGAUGAAGGAGGCAGAUUUUCUUAAACUUCUAGAACACUUCGUGAAGCACACUCGUUGCAGCAAAGAGCAUCUUGUCCUGUUGCUACUUGACAACCACAACUCCCAUAUCUCAUUGGCUAUCAUUGAUUUCUGCAGAGACAAUGGUAUUGUUCUGCUAUCAUUUCCCCCACACUGCUCACAUAAGCUACAGCCACUCGAUCGGAAUGUCUAUGGUCCUCUUAAGAAGUACGUGAAUAGGGCGUGUGAUGGAUGGAUGAAAUCGCACCCAGGUAAAACGAUGACCCUUUUCGACAUCCCGGCGAUCUUGACGGAAGCCCUACCACAUGCGUGCACACCAUUCAACAUCCAGAAAAGAUUUCAAAUCAGUAGCAUCUGGCCCUUUAACAGGGAUGUCUUUGGUAAUGACGAAUUCCUUCCAAGUUACAUCACUGACCAUCCUGCUCCAAAACAAGCUGAAGACUAG